UAAAAUAUAGUUAUUAUUGUCGAAAAAAAUGAAAAAUAGAGUGGUAUUAUUAAUUUAAAUACGGCACGAGAACGACGCAAAGCAACGUUCCAAUUCUUAAACCCUGAAUUAGCGGCUCUGCAGGUGUGGUGACGCCAUGGCCAAAGCUAUACAUCCCCACUUAGACAGAAUCCUUUGGAACGAAGACCAAAUCUCUCUGCGAGUCUCCCAAAUUGCCGCUCAAAUACUUCACGACUUUCCCGCCCCGUCACCUCCUCCCGUCUUUAUCGGCGUUGCCACCGGCGCGUUCCUCUUCCUUGCUGACCUCGUUCGCAAAAUCGACCUUCCAAUCACCGUUGACCUUGUCCGAGCUGAAUCCUACGGUUCCGGAACAGUAUCCAAUGGCGAUCCAAUCAUUUCUUCUCACUUGAAGGUUGAUGUCAACGGAAGCCACGUCAUCUUGGUUGAAGACAUUGUAGACACAGGGCAUACUUUAUCCAAACUAAUUGCACACUUGAAAUUGAAAGGAGCGUCCUCUGUGUCAGUAUGCACUCUACUUGACAAAACAGUGAGGAGAAAAGUUGAUAUACAGCUGGUGGGUGAAGGGAAAUUCUACCAAGGAUUUGAGUGUCCAGACUAUUUUGUAGUUGGUUAUGGAAUGGAUUUUGCUGAACUGUACAGAAAUUUGCCUUACAUUGGUGUCUUGAAGCCUGAACAUUACAGUUGAUGCUAUAUUUGUUCGAUGGCACUAACCACGUUUGGAACCACUAAGCAUACAACAUUAUUUUCUGAGUUUGCAUUCUGCCUAUUACACUUGUGAUUUGGGGAAUGAACCAACAAUAGAAACUAGAAGAAAUCGAAUAAGAUGGCUGUUAUGAAAUUAUAAAUAUUCUCGGGAAAUUUGCAGUUUCUUUUUAUAAUUAUUUUUUAUUUAAGCAAUAUGAUAGUGGAUUAAUAGAUGAAAGUGCUAAAUUUGCCUAACGGAUAAUGCGGAUGCUGAUAUAGACAAGACAAGUUUUCAUUUUCUUCUAA
Molecule: messenger RNA, 1011 nt
Organism: Cicer arietinum (chickpea)
Lineage: Eukaryota; Viridiplantae; Streptophyta; Magnoliopsida; Fabales; Fabaceae
Biological process (GO): IMP salvage; guanine salvage; GMP salvage
Cellular component (GO): cytosol
Molecular function (GO): hypoxanthine phosphoribosyltransferase activity; magnesium ion binding
Source: RefSeq, a predicted model, not a curated record